GUGGCAGCGCUAUUAUGUGCAAUCACGUUUUCUGUAUUUAAUUGUUGUACAUACUUUAAUUAUAAACAACUUAAUAAUGGACGAUGACCUCACGCUGCCGGCAGACACAAUGGCCAUACUUAAUGAAUUUCUGGCAGAGCGCGCGCAGCGAGAGCAGGAGGAGGAGCAGAGGAUUGUAAACAAAACCGGCAAGGAUGCGCAUUUUGAAGAAGAUUGGCAACUGAGCCAAUUCUGGUACAGCGAGAGCACAAAAGUUUCAAUAGGUAAGGUAGUAGCCACAUUACUAACUGAAGCAGGCGCUACCGAUUUUCGUAUAGCUCUGUUGUCUUGUCCCUCACUUUAUGCCACUAUUAAGGAUAUACAUGGGAAUGUCAACAUUUUUGAAUACGAUCAACGUUUUGGUGCCUAUGGAACCGAUUUUGUGCACUACGAUUUUAAUGCUGCGGACGAAGACUAUCUGCAAAAUUAUCACAACAGCUACGAUUUGGUUAUAGCAGAUCCACCUUUUCUCUCCGAGGAGUGCAUUUCUAAAAUGUCUGUCAUUAUACGGAAUCUACAGCGCACUAGUGAAUCGAAAGUGAUUUUCUGUUCCGGCGAAGUAGUCGAAAAAUGGCUGACGGCCUGCCUUCCAGUUCGCAAGUGUCAAUUUCAACCGGAGCAUGAGCGAAAUUUGGGGAACGAAUUUGUUAGUUAUGCAAAUUUUAAUUUAGACCAUUAUGUUGUAAAUAAAUAACACAAUUCGAAUGCAAA
Molecule: messenger RNA, 750 nt
Organism: Scaptodrosophila lebanonensis
Lineage: Eukaryota; Metazoa; Arthropoda; Insecta; Diptera; Drosophilidae
Product: protein-lysine N-methyltransferase CG9154
Exons: 3
Coding region: 77-733 (218 amino acids)
Biological process (GO): methylation
Molecular function (GO): nucleic acid binding; protein-lysine N-methyltransferase activity
Source: RefSeq, a predicted model, not a curated record